AUGGUCAGGGUCGCUGUGGCUGGCGGCUCAGGGCAGGUCGCCCGAGAGGUUAUCGACGCCCUGGUGGCAUCAAAGAAGCACUGUAUUACAAUACUGAGCAGGACCGAUGCUCCCAUGGCCAUCACCGCGCCCGGGACCAACUGGCAGACCGUCGACUACAGUGAUAAGAAAACCCUGGUCGAGGCCCUUCAAGGGGUCCAUACGCUCUUGUCUUUCGUCCAGCCUCUAUCGGACCCUGAGCAAAGGUCGCAAAAAAACCUUAUUGACGCCGCCAUCUGCGCUGGUGUCAAGCGCUUUGCACCAAGCGAAUACGGAAGCGCAGGAAUCGCCCGUAUGCCCUGGUGGCAGGGGAAGGACAGAAUAAGAGAGUAUCUGAAGGAAGUGAACAGUGAAGCGAAUGUCCUCGAGUACACUUUGUUCCAGCCUGGUCUGUUCUUAGACUACCUGGCUUUCCCUUACAUGACAGCGAAAUAUCUCGAUCCCCUGCAAACUGUUUUCGACUUUGAGAACAGGCGUGCCAUGGUUGUGGAGGGUCACGAAGAUGCCAUUAUGACUCUAACAACGGUCGCGGAUCUUGCUGAGGUUGUCGCUCUGGCAGUUGAAUACAGUGGUAGAUGGCCUACAACCAGUGGUAUUAGGGGCAAUCGACUCACGUUCUCCCAAAUUCUGAAAAUUGGAGCGAGAAUUCGAGGACACGCUUUCGCUGUCGAAAAAGUUAAUAUUGAGGAUCUCGAGGCUGGCCACCUGAAGACGUCGUGGCGCCUUGAAGCGGUUCACCAAGCAGCCUCUGACCACGACGCAUCCAAUCUCCUCCAAGCUGUAUCCAUUGGCAUUCUUCUAAGCAGUUCGAAGGGCGCCUGGGACUCAUCAGACGAGGUGAAUCAACUCUUCCCAGAUUAUGAGUUUACUCAGGCCGAGGAUUUCCUUUCAAAGGUUUGGAGUGGAAAGCCAUGA
This is a messenger RNA of Scedosporium apiospermum, 954 nucleotides long. RefSeq lists its product as uncharacterized. The coding region runs from base 1 to 954 and encodes 317 amino acids. The transcript has 6 exons. NCBI's taxonomy places the organism in Eukaryota, Fungi, Ascomycota, Sordariomycetes, Microascales, Microascaceae. The record is from RefSeq and is a predicted model, not a curated record.